GAAAUAGAUUUAAGUAUACAGUAUAGCAGAAUAUUCUAUUAUAGACGAUUAGUCCGAGACAGCAGCAUGGUACCUCGGAGCGCCAUUCAUAAUACGGUCUCCGAAUCUCAUCGUCGUCUCUCACAGUAACCCGAUUUGAAGGAGAAAAGAAAAGGACCCCGAUACUUCUUGCUUUUAGGAGUGUCGCAGAGCGUCCGAUUUUUUGGCGACCCGGCCAGGUAAAUGGCCGAUUACGAGCCGCUACCGGACGGAGACGAAGAGCAGCCACCGGAGGCCAGUAGGAGAGCCGCACGUGUCGCGUCCCUCGACGUCUUCCGCGGCCUUUGCGUCUUCCUCAUGAUGCUAGUUGAUUAUGCCGGCGCGGUUUUUCCAAUCAUUACUCAUUCGCCAUGGAAUGGCAUUCACUUGGCUGAUUUUGUGAUGCCCUUCUUUCUUUUCAUUGCUGGGGUUUCUCUUGCACUUGUGUACAAGAAAGUACCCAACAAAGCAGAGGCUACAUGGAAAGCAGUGUUUAGGGCAGUGAAACUUUUUCUUUUAGGUGUUCUUCUUCAAGGUGGUUAUCUGCAUGGAGUAACUUCCUUGACAUAUGGUGUUGACAUCGAAAAAAUAAGGUGGAUGGGCAUUUUGCAGAGGAUAUCCAUUGGAUACGUUGUUGCAGCUUUAUGUGAGAUCUGGCUUCCAUGUAGGACAUGGAGGGAAGAACGUUUUUUCAAGGGUCACUACUGGCAUUGGUGUAUUGCAUUUUCACUGUCUGUGCUAUACUUGUCGCUAUCAUAUGGUUUAUACGUUCCAAAUUGGGAAUUCACAGUACCAGCCUCGGCCUCUUCUUUGCCUUCAUCAAAUGAUAGCUAUGUUUACAUGAUGAAAUGUGGUGUGAGAGGUGAUCUUGGACCUGCCUGCAAUUCUGCUGGAAUGAUUGACCGUUACAUUCUGGGUGUUGAUCAUCUAUAUAUGAAACCUGUUUACAGAAACCUGAAGGAGUGCAAUGUCCCUGCCAAUGGACAAGUUUCAGAGAGUUCACCUCCAUGGUGUCAUGCUCCUUUUGACCCUGAAGGUAUCUUAAGCUCCUUAACAGCAGCUGUGACUUGCAUUAUUGGACUUCAGUAUGGACACAUUCUUGCUCACUUACAGGACCACAAAGGACGUCUGACUAACUGGUCCUUGCUUUCAAUUUCUUCGUUCGUCCUUGGAUUGUUCCUUACCUUCAUAGGCAUCCCUCUAAAUAAAUCUCUGUAUACAGUCAGUUAUAUGCUGAUUACUUCUGCAUCUGCAGGGAUCACAUUUGGUGCUUUAUAUCUGUUGGUAGAUGUUUACGGUUACAGACGCUUGACAUCUGUGCUGGAGUGGUUGGGACUGCAUGCUUUAAGUAUCUUCGUUCUCAUAGCUUCUAACUUGGCCAUCAUUGCAAUUCAAGGAUUUUAUUGGACUUCUCCUGAAAAAAAUAUCGUUCACUGGAUCAUAACACGUUUUGUGCACACGUGACAUGGUCGUCCAGUUCCUAUGUAUUGGUUAAUCCUUUGGAUCUUCACCUCUGGUCUGAUAUUGUGAUAUCCUACUUCAAUAAUUCCAUUCUUUGUGUUUCUCCUCAUGAUGCUUAAAAUCUUUGAUUUCCAGUUUUAUGAUUUUGAGCACGGGGAAAAAAGAGGGUGGAAAGAAGAGAGUUCCCAUUGUUUUAGCUAACCUUGUUGUAGACUGCUGUGAUUCUCGCAAUUGAGGUUAACCUUCUUCUUCUUCUUCUUCGAGAUCUCCAACCUUGUUGUAGACUGUUAUGGUUCUCAAAAUUUAACCUUCUUCUGAGAGUUUUCAUUGUUGUAGCCAGCAGUGAGUCUGGAGUGUUUUAGUUUAGUCAUUAAAGAACUAUCAGCUUGUAUAGUUUACUCUUCAAAUGUGCAAGAAAAUUUUGUAGUAUUAAUCUUGCUUUAUGGUCUAGCAGCAAAUUUCUGAGUAUACAUAUGAUUAUGAGACAUCUGCUGGAUUGUUGAUUGAAGUACAAUCUGAUAUGGUUUUCUGAA
This is a messenger RNA of Alnus glutinosa, 2012 nucleotides long. RefSeq lists its product as uncharacterized. The record is from RefSeq and is a predicted model, not a curated record. The transcript is spliced from 13 exons. NCBI's taxonomy places the organism in Eukaryota, Viridiplantae, Streptophyta, Magnoliopsida, Fagales, Betulaceae. Bases 223 to 1482 code for a protein of 419 amino acids.